AUGAUUGGAUCUCUGAGAAAUGCACAGAUAAUUGACUUCAAAGAGGAGGAUCAAAAUUUCUCCUCGUUGUCAAAAGUAAACAGAGAUUCAGUGAGGCAAUACCUCCAAUUCAGACCUGACCAAUCAGUGAUCAUCUUGCAUGCCAAAGUUGCUCAGAAGUCUUACGGCAAUGAGAAGAGGUUUUUCAGUCCGCCUCCUUGCGUGUAUCUCACUGGACACGGAUGGAGACUUAGACAGGAGCAGCUGAAAGCAUCAGGUCUAGGAGAGUCCAGUUGUCGGCUUUUCGGUUACAUGGGUCUGGACAGCUCCGCUGAUCCACGGACAGACAGUUUCAAGCUGAGCUUUGAGGAGCAGACAGACAGGAGGAUGUUUGCCUGCGCAAAAACCUUGUAUAUCUCAGAUAAGGACAAACGAAAGCACUUUCGUCUGCUGCUACACAUGUAUCACAGUGGAGGGCAAGAAAUUGGCACAUUUACCAGCAGACUCAUUAAAGUCAUCUCCAAACCAUCACAGAAGAGGCAGUCCAUGAAAAACGCUGACCUGUGCAUUUCAUCAGGCUCAAAAGUGUCGUUGUUUAACCGCUUGCGGUCUCAGACGGUCAGUACACGUUACCUGGCGGUGGAAGACGGGGCUUUUGUUGCCAGCGCGAAACAAUGGACGGCCUUCACUGUCACGUUAGUGGAGGAGAUGCCAGCCACUCAUAGUGAAUACACCGUGUGUGACAGCUACAUCUGUUACGGCUGUGUGGUUCAGCUGGUAUGCACUGACUCAGGAGUGGUGCUGCCACCAAUGGUAAUACGUAAAGUGAACAAGCAGCAUGCAUGUCUAGACGUGGAUGAGCCUGUGUCUCAGCUUCAUAAAUGUGCUUUCCAGUUCAGAGACAGUAGCCAUAUGUACCUGUGCCUGUCUAAUGAAAAAAUCAUACAGUUCCAGGCCUCUCCGUGUCCUAAAGAAAGUAAUAAGGUGUUACUGAAUGACGGCUCCUGUUGGACGAUCAUUGGAACAGAGGUGGUUGAAUACACCUUCAGCGAGAGUCUGACCAGUCACCCGACCACCAUCAGCCCUGUACCUGUCAUCAACGGACUAGAGUUGAACGGAGGAGGACAUGUGGCCAUGUUGGAGCUUCACGGAGAAAACUUCGGUCCACACUUACAGGUCUGGUUUGGUAACAUGCAGGCUGAGACAAUGUUCAGGUCCGCCAGGUCUCUGCUGUGUGUCGUUCCUGAUGUAUCCAUAUUGAGUGGUGAGUGGAGAUGGAUGAGACAACCAAUCACAGUGCCUUUAUCCCUGAUCCGAUUGGACGGGCUGAUCCACAGGAGUUCAUAUUCAUUUACUUACACACCAGAGCACAGCGCCCCCUCUCAAGCAAACUGUACAACAGAGAGAACCGCAGACUCGGACUCGCUCAUAGACACCAUUCACCAAGAGUUCACACGGACGAACUUUCAUCUAUUUAUGCAGAGCUGAGAACACACACACACACAUGU
Molecule: messenger RNA, 1487 nt
Organism: Sinocyclocheilus anshuiensis
Lineage: Eukaryota; Metazoa; Chordata; Actinopteri; Cypriniformes; Cyprinidae
Gene: rbpjl
Product: recombination signal binding protein for immunoglobulin kappa J region-like
Exons: 11
Coding region: 1-1467 (488 amino acids)
Biological process (GO): regulation of transcription by RNA polymerase II
Cellular component (GO): nucleus
Molecular function (GO): RNA polymerase II cis-regulatory region sequence-specific DNA binding; DNA-binding transcription activator activity, RNA polymerase II-specific
Source: RefSeq, a predicted model, not a curated record